Messenger RNA from Spea bombifrons (plains spadefoot toad), 969 nucleotides. Its product is annotated as olfactory receptor 1019-like. Gene Ontology annotation, biological process: G protein-coupled receptor signaling pathway. The record is from RefSeq and is a predicted model, not a curated record. Gene Ontology annotation, cellular component: membrane. Gene Ontology annotation, molecular function: olfactory receptor activity; odorant binding; G protein-coupled receptor activity. The coding region runs from base 1 to 969 and encodes 322 amino acids. Lineage: Eukaryota; Metazoa; Chordata; Amphibia; Anura; Pelobatidae. The transcript is spliced from 2 exons.
AUGCCGCUGAUGCCAGGUCAGUCAGGCAUAUUCAGCAUGAAAACAGAAAAUCAACAUAAUUUAACGGGAUUUUCAAUUCUAGGUCUAACAGACACGCCACAACUCCAGCUACCCCUCUUCAUAAUAUUUCUUGUUCUAUACUUCUUAAUUAUCUGUGGAAACAGUACCAUUUUUCUCAUCAUUUUAUGGGACCCUCGACUCCACACCCCAAUGUAUGUCUUUUUGGUGAAUCUCGCAUUUGUGGAUAUCACCUACACAUCAUGCAUUCUACCAAAACUGUUAAAAAUGCUCAUUACACAAAAUAAAGCCAUUUCAUUUUUGGGGUGUAUAAUUCAGAUGUAUUUCUUCAUAUUUUUAGCCUGUACAGAAAUUCUCCUGCUUGUGGCCAUGGCGUAUGACCGAUAUUUGGCGAUAUGUCACCCCCUCCGUUACUUUAUUCUUCUGAGCUUCAGGCAUUGCGCUAUACUGAUUAUGAUCGCCUGGACCAUAAGUUUCCUAUCUCCCGUCGGACAUGCUGCUCUAAUAUCUCAGAUGUCCUUUUGUGCUUCUCAUAUCAUUAACCAUUUCUUCUGCGACAUGACGCCAUUGUUGAAGCUAUCCUGCAGUGACACAUUUACCGUGGAACUUUUGAACUACGUUGAAGGUACGAUAUUGGGCUUCUUUACAUUCUUGCUGACCGUAAUCUCGUAUGUAUUUAUAAUCGCUAACAUUUUGAAAAUCAAAUCUAAAGAAGGUCGUCUUAAAGCCUUCUCCACGUGUACCUCCCACCUCACCUGCAUUACUGUCUACUAUGGAACCAUUGUUUGUUUAUACGUGAGACCCAUAUCGAGCUAUUCUCCAAAACAAGACAAAUUUUUUUCUCUUCUGUAUAUCGUCUUGGUCCCCAUGGUAAAUCCUGUUAUUUAUAGCCUUAAAAACCAGGAUGUUAAAGAUGCCUUAAAGAAACUUAAGGAUAAAAUGCAAUUUUAA